CCGUUGGCGAUUUGGGACAGCUCGGUCGCCAUUCCUUUCAGCUUCAGCGACGACUCGCCAAUCAGCGAUGGCCCGCAAAGGCAGCAAAAAGGUCAAGACGGGCUGUCGGACAUGCAAGAUCCGCAAGGUCAAAUGCGACGAGCAGAGACCCGCCUGCGUCCGCUGCACCAGCACCGGCCGCUCCUGCGACGGCUACGAAGGCCCCCGCGACCGCAGUCCUGCGGCGGCUGACGGCGCUGUCGCCGUCAGCCACAGGCCGCAUGCCAAGCUGGCCCCCCGCACCGCCGUCUGGCUCGUCACUGGGCCGCGCCUGUCCGAGCCCGAGAGCCGCUCGUUCCAGCACUACCAGGAGGUCACCGCCCCCGAGUACUCGCGCGUGUGCGACGACUUCUUCUGGCGCGGCGCCGUUAUGGUGCUCGGCCAGACGCAGCCCGCCGUCCAGCAUGCCCUCAUCGCCGUCAGCUCCAUCCACGAGCAGUUCCACCUGGCCGCCGCCGGCCCUUCCAUCGCCUUUGCCACCCGCCAGUACAAUACCGCCAUCCGCCACAUGAUUUCCAAGUCGGCUGUCGACGACGAGCGCGAAACGGGCGCCAUCCUGGUCGUGAGCAUCCUCUUUGCCACGCUCGAGUUCCUGCUGGGUAACCAUGUUAUCGCCAUCGAGCAUUGCCGACACGCCGUCCUGAUCUUCAACGGCAUGCGGUUCGUCAGCCCUUGGAUGAGGAAGAAUCUCCUCCCUUUUAUCCGCCGCGCAACAACAUACCCCUUGUUCCUUGCCGGCCACGUCAACUAUGAGCCCUUGCCCGCCCUUGUGGAUGAUUUUGGAGGCGCCCUCAGCCGCACCACCUUCCAGACGCUGGACGAGGCUCGGGAAGUGCUCCACGGCCUGGCCAGUCAGGCCACCCGCCUCCUGCAUCUGGCCAACCCCUUCCGCAUCGGCAGCCGCCGAGCAGAGCCGAUCCCCGAGUCAUUGCGUGCUGAGCACCACGCCGCGCUGGCCGCUCUUGAUCGCUGGUCCGAAAUGUUUGCCAUCUUCAGGGCCCUGCCGCGCGGCGCCUCACCUCCGCGGCAGCAGAGGGAGGACUGGUGCGUCGACCCCCUCACCGAGCUCCAGAUGCGGGCUUUAACGGCACGCGCUUGGCUGGCCGCCCACUACGACCUUGACGCCGGCGAGCUGGCCUUUGAUGAUCACAUGGACGACUUCCGCCGCAUCAACGAUCUGGCACGGUCUAUGGUUCAGCGCAAGAACUGCAGCAGCGACGGCGACCAGCAGAGCCACCAGUCGGCCCGAUUCAGGUUUGACGUUGGCGUCAUGCCGCCACUCUAUUUUACCGUCCGCUGGUGUCGCGACCUGGCGGUGCGCCUCGACGCGCUCAGGUUGCUAUGCCAGCUCUGCCACGGCGACGAGUGCAUUUUUGACAUUUACACACUAGCUUCGGCCCUGCGCGCCGUCAUCGACCGCGAGCACGCCAUCGACCUCGCCUCGCUUCCCUGGCAGGGCGGCGACGGCGUGCACGAGUACCUCCCGGCCUACAGAGACGACAUCUCGGCCAUGAACCCGCAAGCCUGGGCGGCGCCCGCAGAAAGCGCGCUGGCCAAGCGGCGCGUUUGGGACGCCACCAUCAUGCCCGAAACAGCGCAGGUGCCAGAGCCGGUCUUUGACGGCAAGGCGACGGAGAAGUGUAGGGUGCGGUAUGUGGAGAUCGUAAACGAUCGUGUGUGUCACACGGACGAGAUUGUAACUGUCGUGACUAAUUUGACGGCCAACGUUGUGGCCUCGGGGAUACACGCGCAGCGCAUGGCAGCCUUGAGGAAGUCGGUCCAAAACGCCGACCCCCUGGUUCAUGGGCCAGCAAUAUGGCUAAGUUGGGGUGGCUGUUAACAUGUAAUCUUUGUUAGUUGGUGGCUUGAAGCGAAAUGCAUAGCGAGGUUGUAUUCCCACGGAGCUGUUCGCCUCCCAUCCAGCUUUGUGUGCAGCCAUCCUUCGGAUCCAGGAGCGUUACAACGCAACAACAC
Messenger RNA from Gaeumannomyces tritici R3-111a-1, 2013 nucleotides. RefSeq lists its product as hypothetical. Gene Ontology annotation, molecular function: DNA-binding transcription factor activity, RNA polymerase II-specific; zinc ion binding. Gene Ontology annotation, biological process: regulation of DNA-templated transcription. NCBI's taxonomy places the organism in Eukaryota, Fungi, Ascomycota, Sordariomycetes, Magnaporthales, Magnaporthaceae. The transcript has 2 exons. The record is from RefSeq and is a predicted model, not a curated record. Bases 68 to 1879 code for a protein of 603 amino acids.